AUUACCUCUACACGAUUUCUUUAUUAGUUUCAUUAAAAUUCUCGCGAAUUAUUCCACAGUAAAGCGUUCUGCUUGAAGACAGAACGGUGUGAUAUCUUGACACGGUAGUUGGCUUUAAGUUCGCGUCGGUAUGUUUCGAAAUGUAGCGCCAAAAACAGCGAUAGCUUUUACUCAAUUUAUCCUGGGAUUGUCCUGUUGUUGGCCGCUUUCAUCGACAGCUACAAAGUUUCAGACACUUUGCUUCAAGAUCUUGAGAUCCGUGUUAUUUCUCAAUGCACUUUUACUCUUUUGUCCUUUGUUGUAUGCAAUAUAUGUGCACCGCUAUGAUACAGUAAUGUUUUGUAAAGCAAUUUCUUUGGCACUUGCUGUUUUACAAGUACUUCUGCAUUCCUUCUACUGUUUCAAUCAGUAUGAUCGAUAUCAGGUAAGAUUCAUCUGUAAUAGCACUCUCAAAAGAUAGUGAUUCCAGGAACGUAUUGCAGCGAUUAAUCGAAGAGAUGAAAUCUUGUUGUAAGAAAGCAAAUUCAUACGAGAGACAGGUCUUCCAACGAUACGUGGACAAGUAUGCCAUAUACUACGCGGCAUCUGCAGCUUGGUUUUAUUGGUGCGGUGCAAUUGUUCCCAUCGGAACGUUCUUCUUACCCGAUCCCUUUCCAACGAAUGCAGAAUAUCCGUUCCCAGUUGAUUUUGAACCCGUGCGGAGCAUAAUUUUCUUGCAACAAUCGCUCGUGGGUAUGCAGUGCUCGUCACUUCUGUGCACUAAUAUACUUUGCGCGUUACUGUUGCUCUUCGCUGCAGCGCGCUUCGAGAUUUUAAUGACCGAAAUACGUACCGCUAACAGUGUUAACUCAUUGAUAAAAUGCGUAAAAAAAUAUUAUUCUUUGAAAAGAUACGCAGAAGAAGUGGCGGACACAGCUCGAUAUACGACUCUGAUUACGCUAUGCAUCUGUGGCGUAGAAAGCGUAUUUGCUGGUAUCAUUUUUAUCGGACGACAACCAUUUACUCUAAAACUUCAAUUUGUUACCGUAUCUGUAACUGUGCUAAUGGCGGUAUUCAUGUGCGCGUGGCCAGCUGACAAUUUAAUAGAUGUAGUAAGUAUUAAAUUUUAGUAUUGUAGCUUCAGAUUAAGAAUUACAGUUAAGUGUAUUUUUCUACUAGAGUGAAAAUACUAUGCGUGCGGUUUACCAAUCUAAAUGGUAUGAACAGUCUCUAAGGAUGCAAAAAUUUAUAUUAUUCAUGAUGAUUCCACAAUCUCCGGUCAUCUUACGAAUCAAGUGUAUCAUUCCAGCUUUCUCACUGAACUAUUAUUGCUCGGUAAUGGAAUGAUUUUUCUUAAUCGAUUUUACUGCCAUCUUUGUCAUUGUAAUAAUUUAGGUACCAAUUAUUUGAUAUUUCAGUUCAUCACAAACGUGCUUUCUAUGUUUACGGCUCUACGAGUUGUUAUGUAUCAAGAUGAAGAUUGAGAAGUUGACGAUAUUUAGCAAUCAUUUAUGAAUUGUGUAAUGACUUAAUUGUUACACAGUAAAUUGUUUCCCGUGAUCUGUUUAUUUCAUUGAUUAAAUUCCAUUAGUUUCAACCGUUAGGAAAGAUGACGCGCUUCCAAUCUGCACUGAACAUUAAGCUCUACGAUAAGUUUUACGGAAAAAUUUUUAAGUGUAAAAUUGAGUAAGCUGCCUUAUCUAGAGAUUUAGUGGAAGAAAGUUUAUCUAAUUGUAAGGUACCUACCGUUUAUUCAUAUAAUGCCA
Molecule: messenger RNA, 1745 nt
Organism: Bombus huntii
Lineage: Eukaryota; Metazoa; Arthropoda; Insecta; Hymenoptera; Apidae
Exons: 3
Coding region: 498-1109 (203 amino acids)
Biological process (GO): sensory perception of smell
Cellular component (GO): membrane
Molecular function (GO): odorant binding; olfactory receptor activity
Source: RefSeq, a predicted model, not a curated record